Messenger RNA from Synchiropus splendidus (mandarinfish), 612 nucleotides. Its product is annotated as ADP-ribosylation factor-like protein 14. The transcript has 2 exons. Gene Ontology annotation, cellular component: cytoplasm. Bases 1 to 612 code for a protein of 203 amino acids. The record is from RefSeq and is a predicted model, not a curated record. Gene Ontology annotation, biological process: intracellular protein transport; vesicle-mediated transport. Lineage: Eukaryota; Metazoa; Chordata; Actinopteri; Syngnathiformes; Callionymidae. Gene Ontology annotation, molecular function: GTPase activity; GTP binding.
AUGGGUGUUGUCAUUUCCAGGACUCGGAAGCAAGCCCAGGUCCUCAUGUUGGGUCUGGACGACGCGGGGAAGACCACGCUGCUGUACAAGCUGAAAUACAACGAGAGCGUGGCCACGGUCCCGACGGUGGGCUUCAACGUGGAGACGCUGGACACAGACCGGAGCAGUCCAGGGCUCACCGUGUGGGACGUGGGGGGCCAGAGGAAGAUGAGGCCCCAUUGGAAGCAUCACUAUGCUGAUACCGCUGGGCUGAUGUUUGUGGUGGACAGUUCGGAUCUGAAGAGGCUGGAUGAGGCCAGAAAGGAGCUUCAUCGGGUGCUGAGAUAUGAGACCCUUCGAGGAGUCCCUCUGGUGGUGCUCUCCAACAAGCAGGACCUUCCUGGAGCUCUGAGUCCACAGCAGCUCUGCAGGAGGCUGGACUUGGGGAGAGUAUGCGAGGGCAGAGCCUGGUUCAUCCAACCCUGCUCGGCUUUAACCGGUGCCGGCCUGGAGGAGGGAUUCAGGAGGAUAGUCUACCUGAUGAAGACCCCUCUGAAGCAGACCCAGGAGGACAUAAAGGUGAAGAUGAAGUCAAAGAGCUUCGGUAUCAGAGAACUCCUGUGUAACAGAUGA